AGUUUCAGUUUCAAUGUAGCACUUGGAUGCUAACACCAAAUGGAUCGAAGUGAGAAGUUUUCACAGCAUGUGCAGCAAAUCGCACAGUCUGAACAAUUCCAGUCCCUGCUUGCAAAUCUUUUCCAAACUCAGCUGAAAUCUUCGUCUGAAGUAAAAUGCCUAUCCGAGGAAAAGGACAAACACGGAUGCUCAGGGGAAGAGUCAGUGCGUGGGGAUGCGUAUGCUGUGAUGCCACCCUUCGAGUUUUUCGCCGAAAUUCCCCCGGCUCUGAGGCUGGAACAAUUCUUUCGCUGUCUCAAAGUGGGCCAGUUAUUGGUUGGCAAAGUGCACAGUCUACAUUUCGUGAGCAAGUGUGGAGUCUAUACUGGAGUGUUGCUGAACCUUCUUUACAGCGAUGACACUGAUCCAUCGUUUGCACUAGAUUCCAAGCAAGACAGUGCAGCUACUCACCUCUGUCGAUUUGUGUGUGAUCUGGGCAUAAUGGUGCUGUGUCAAAAGACUUCUUUGCCCAGUCGGAAAAGCGUGGAUAUAGCCAAAGAUCAGAUCUGGAAAAUUUCAACCGUCGAAAUCAUAACAGAUUUGAGCCCUUCUUCCGAGUUUGCAAUUGUGGCUGAUUUCAAACAGAUUUUUAACCCAGAUAUCAAUGACGAAAACUUCGGUGGAAUUUCGUCUUCACAGAAUGGUCUUUACUUCGAUUCAUUGGCGCCUUAUUACAAGCGUACAACAAUUUUGGAAAAGAGUGUACCGGUUUCUUAUGACUCUUUCCUACACAAAAUUGUGGGUUUUUGUAACCCCAAAUGUGUUAGCUCUAUCCUCUCGAGCCCCUCCCUUCUCAACUGUCCAGACGAGGUCAAGGUCAAUUCGUCUCUGUGGGGUCAGCUGGGGUCGUUGUGUGUAGUUGGAGGAGGAAGCAGGUCGUCUCCCAGUAAGGAGAUUACAAGUAGUAGUAGUUCUACGGUCGUGGAAAACGCAGAGACGCUCAGGAGGAAUCAAAACAAUAGCAGGGCCUUGAAAAGUGUAGGCAAAGGUGUAGACUGUUUCAAACAAGAUCGUCACGUGGAAGCAAUGCAACACUUCAACAUUGCCCUGGAUGUGGAUCCUAAGUGCGUAGAGGGACUCGUCGCCAGGGGAGCUUUGCACACAAAGCUAGAAGUGUUUCCAGAUGCAAUAACAGAUUUCAAACAAGCGCUUACUCUCAAACCUCAGCACAGAAAUGCCAACAAAUACCUUCUAGAAGCAUACCUCGGAUAUGCCAAACGGCAAAAAAUUCGUGAAAACUUUUUAAAAUCGGAGAAGUUAUACCGAGAAGCCCAAGAACAGUUCGCAGGAGCUUCAGCUGAUGUAGUGCAAUUGAUUAAUUCUCUUCUCAAGGAGUUAGCCAAUACCAAACAAUCGCUGCUGGAUAAAAGAGACAACACAAAGGAGCAAACGGAAUUAUCAACAACCCCUUGUAGAGAAUCUUUGUCACCAGAGAAAAUGAUUGCUGAUCGCAUGUCGAGUGUGGAGACAUCGGUCACUGCCAAGCAGAUUCAGAAAUGGCUUAAUAAAGAAAAGCAGAACCUUAAGAAAAAGAAAAAGAAGGAGCGCCGCAGUGAAAAGAAUGCACAAAAAGAGAAAAGCAGCGAAGAGCUGAAUAAAAAUUGUGAAAAUAAUGCAAAAGAAGAAAACGACAAUCGGUUGACUAGUAGAUCCAGAGAUCGGAGUAAGCGGAAGUCGAAAGACAGGGGAUCUUCAGGCAAAAAAAGCAGAAGCAAAGAAAGAUCUCAUAUCUCUGGUGAAAGCCCAAAAGAAGACAAAAGAAGGUCUUCUAAUGAGAAAAGAAAUGGAAAGUCACCGGUUCCGAAAAGCUCAGAUAAAAAACGAUUCAAUGAGAAUCGACUCAGGAAACAGAGGGACUCCUCAAGUAGUUCUUUAAUGUCAAAUAGUGUAAAGAACGAAAGUGAAAAGAGCUCUAAUGCUAACAAAGAAUCUUGCCCGGUUCAUCCAAAGAAGAGUAAACGUGAUACACUUGAUGAUGAUGAAAGGAGGCGUGUGUCAAAUAACAGUUUGUCUUCGAAGAAAUUAUCUUUGAAAACGAGGGCGACCAUAAGAGAAGGCAAGUUUCCCUCAACGAAAUCCAAAAUUGACAGUGAGGAUCGGUCACCAGUUGUAACAAUGUGUACUCCUGAUCGGUCGCCAUUGUCCACAGCGGAGCCGAUAGAAAAAAGGAAUGGUUAUUCGUCGCCCGAGGUCAAGUUUAAAAGAACAAGCAGGUCGCGCUCGAAUAGUAGUAAGAGGAGCAACAAGAAACAGCGAGAAAGAUUGUCCAAAUCAGUUAGCAAAGAAAGAACUCAGAAUCUAUAUACGAGAUCUAAACUACCCGAAAGCUCCGAGGAUCGGAGCAUCUCGUGUGAUCAGCGGAAGAAAAACUCAGAUAGCAUUCAGAUUGCAAAGACAAAUGGCGGUGACUCUGACCGAAAAAAUGCGAAAAGAGCAGCGAUUGACAGAAAAACCAAACUGGAGAUCGUGCCAAUAAGUGACUCCUCAGAUUCUGAUGCCGGAUUAAAAAGAUUUCCAAAAACAAAGAAAGGCGAUAAAAAAGUUAACGAUAGAAAACUAUCUAGAGUUAGAAGUAGAUCUGGGAGGAGAAAACGAUAUUCAUCCUCUAUCUCAGCUUCACCUUCACCCAGCCGAAAAAGGAAAUCGAGUUCGAGUCGUGGAAGAAGCCACGAGAGGCGGAAAGAUGAAGGGCGAAACAGAAGAACACCUGAGGCGUAUAAAAGAGAAUCGGUAUACAAGAAACAUGAAAAAAGGACCCGAAGUCGACCGAGAAGAAGCAGAAGUAGACGAAGAUCGGAUUCUAGAAUUCGAAAACGAGCUCUUUCGCGAGAGUUCAAAAACCGAUCGAGCUCUAAAUCUUCAGCUAGAAAAGCGCGUAGAAGUAGAAGUGAUAGUCGAUAAACAAGAAAUGUUUCUUCAUUUCGCUCGAGAUUUCAAACCAUAUGGCCUGUUGUUUAUCUUACCUUGCAAAUUUGUCAGAAUGUAUGACUGAUGUUGUCUGUAUGUUUAAAUUAUGGUGCUUAAUUUAAAGUCUUUUGUUUGCAAUCAA
Symsagittifera roscoffensis is the source of this 3088-nucleotide messenger RNA. Its product is annotated as tetratricopeptide repeat protein 14-like. Gene Ontology annotation, molecular function: protein binding. The record is from RefSeq and is a predicted model, not a curated record. Lineage: Eukaryota; Metazoa; Xenacoelomorpha; Acoela; Convolutidae. Bases 40 to 2940 code for a protein of 966 amino acids. The transcript is spliced from 12 exons.